Messenger RNA from Cucurbita pepo subsp. pepo (vegetable marrow), 1152 nucleotides. RefSeq lists its product as uncharacterized. NCBI's taxonomy places the organism in Eukaryota, Viridiplantae, Streptophyta, Magnoliopsida, Cucurbitales, Cucurbitaceae. The record is from RefSeq and is a predicted model, not a curated record.
GGGAUCACGAGGGAGAUGGUGGAGAGCGGGCGGCCAAAGGCGGGUUUCCGGCUGGUGAUAAUCGACGGUAGGGCUUACGUGGAGAAAUUUAUGGAUGCGUAUCAAAGUAGGGAUAAGUUUACGCUGUGGGGGAUCCUACAGUUGUUACGGUUGUACCCUGGUAAAAUUCCCGAUUUAGACCUCAUGUUCAAUUGCGAGGACCGGCCCAACAUUUUCAUUGGUGACUAUAUUGGGCCCGGGCCCAAUUCGACGGCCCCACCUCCUUUGUUCCGAUACUGCGGAGAUGAUGACACGUUGGACAUAGUUUUUCCUGAUUGGUCCUUCUGGGGAUGGCCUGAGAUAAAUAUAAAGCCAUGGGUACCCCUGAUGGAAGAUCUAAAACAAGGCAACAAAAGGACAAAAUGGUCAAAUAGAGAAGCUUAUGCUUAUUGGAAGGGGAAUAUUAAAGUUUCUAUGGUUCGAUACAAACUUCUGGAAUGCAAUCUCUCUCGUGAGCACGAUUGGAAGGCUCGUGUGUUCAUGCAGGAUUGGGAUAAAGAACAGGAACAACGAUUCAAAAACUCCAAUCUAGCUGACCAAUGUAUUCAUAGGUAUAAAAUAUACGUGGAGGGGGUUGGUUGGUCGGUAAGUCUUAAAUACAUUCUUGCUUGUGAUUCAGUGACAUUGAUGGUAAAGCCGUAUUACUAUGAUUUCUUCACUAGAAGUUUAGUGCCAAUGCAUCACUAUUGGCCAAUCAAAGAUGACGGUGACAUGUGCAACUCUAUCAAGUUUGCCGUCGAUUGGGGCAAUACCCACCAACAAAAGGCACGGGCAAUUGGGAAGGCAGCGAGCAAGUUUAUCGAGGAGCAGCUAAGGAUGGAGAAGGUGUAUGACUACAUGUUUCACAGUCUAAAUGAAUACUCCAAACUCUUAGCCUUCAAGCCAACCAUCCCACCAAAUGCUACUGAACUCUGCUUGGAGGAAUUGGCUUGCCCUGCCCAAAACUUAGCCACCAAGUUUAUGAUCGAUACUCUCGUAAAACGUCCUUCCUUUUCAAGCCCUUGCUCUUUGCUUCCGCCCUUUAGCCCAACCGAUCUCGACAAUAUUCGAAUCAGAAAAGAGACUCCAAUCAAACAAGUCGAAACGUGGGAGAAAAAUAUGUCCUAUAAAUGA